AUGCACUCCAAAUUUCUCGCCAUAGUGGGCCUGUGUGUCGCUGCUUCUAUUCUGCAUGCGACUGACGCUGCUAAUAGAAUGCCCCCACGUCGUCAACUCGGGUCUUACAAGGACUACGGCCACCACCAGCACAAGCACGACCACGACCACAAGAAACACCACCACCACGACAAGAAGGACCACCCGCACUACUACCGUCGCCGCCUCGAAGAUAAGGACGCCAAGGCUACCGAUUAUAAGGACACCAAGGCUACCGAGUCUUCGGACUACAGCUACGGCAAAGGCGAUUAUGGUCACAGGCACGACCACCACGGCUAUGGUCAUGAUGACUAUGGUCACGAUGACUGUGGCCGCGAUAACUACGGCCACAUUGAUUAUAAGCACCUCGACUACAAGCACAAAGGCUACGAAUACGUUAGUGGCGACGACUACUAG
This is a messenger RNA of Phytophthora infestans T30-4, 435 nucleotides long. RefSeq names its product M96 mating-specific protein, putative. The record is from RefSeq and is a predicted model, not a curated record. Lineage: Eukaryota; Oomycota; Peronosporomycetes; Peronosporales; Peronosporaceae. The coding region runs from base 1 to 435 and encodes 144 amino acids. The transcript has a single exon.